UUGACCCAAACCAUAAAGGAAAAAAAAAAAAUAACAAAGCAAGGGAAGAAGAAAAGUCUUCCACUCUCUCCAAAAAAGCUUUGCAAGUUUUAAAGAGCAGCCAGAAAACCAGAGCCUGGCUUCCUUGUUUUGUGUGUCUGUGUCUUCCAAGAUUCUGCUGAGGCCUUAGGGGAAUAUAUUGUGCAUCUCUAUGUGUGGUGUUUCCAAGGAGAAACUUUCUCAAAUUGGUUUGAACAUGGAGGAUGAGUAUGGAAAAGAAGGGAUGCAUCAAAAAAUUUCUCUUUUGCUUGAGUUUUCAGCUGCAGAUGAUCUAAUUGGCUUCAAAGAUGCGGUUGAAAAGGAGGGUCAUGAUGUUGAUGGGGUUGGCUUGUGGUAUGGAAGGCGUGUUGGCUCAAAGAAAUUAGGUUAUGAAGAAAGGACACCUCUCAUGGUUGCUUCUAUGUUUGGAAGCCUUGGUGUAUCAGCUUAUAUUGUUGGAACAGGUCGUGUCGAUGUUAACCGGGCUAGUAGGUCAGAUGGGGCUACUGCUCUUCAUUGUGCUGUUGCUGGGGGUUCUGCUGCUUCAGCUGAGGUUGUCAAGCUUUUGCUUGAUGCAUCUGCUGAUGUUAGUGUUGUUGAUGCCAACGGUAACCGGCCCUUUGACUUGAUUGUUUCUGUGGUGAAUUCAAUCUUCAAUCCAAGGGCAAGGUUACUACAGGCCCUGCUGGAAGGCACAGAUGGUGCUGAUCAGGCAUGUCUCAUGCUUCCGGAAGUGAUUGAUCAAAUUGAGGAACAAAAGCAAGAUAUGAUCACACCUCGUCUUUCAAAGGAUUAUCCUGUUGAUCUGUCCCUUCCAGACAUAAAGAAUGGGAUAUAUGGUACCGAUGAGUUUAGGAUGUAUUCAUUCAAAGUGAAGCCUUGUUCAAGGGCGUAUUCUCACGAUUGGACCGAGUGCCCCUUUGUUCAUCCAGGGGAGAAUGCAAGGCGACGUGAUCCCAGGAAAUAUCAUUACAGCUGCGUCCCUUGUCCUGAGUUUCGGAAGGGCUCUUGCAGCAAGGGUGAUGCCUGUGAGUAUGCACAUGGUAUAUUUGAGUGCUGGCUUCACCCUGCACAGUAUCGGACUCGGCUUUGCAAGGAUGAGAGUGGAUGCACAAGGAGAGUUUGCUUCUUUGCUCACAAGCCUGAGGAGCUUCGCCCCUUGUAUGCUUCUACCGGUUCUGCUAUUCCCUCUCCCAGGUCAUCAUAUUCUGCUAGUGCUUCUGCAUUGGAGAUGGGUUCGGUUAGCCCAAUUGCACUUGGUUCUCCAUCUGUCAUGAUGCCACCAACAUCAACACCUCCUUUGACUCCAUCUGGAGCAUCUUCUCCAGUUACUGGAUCCAUGUGGUCUCAAGCCAAUGUAUCUGUUCCUAUGCUGCAGCUUCCGAAAAGCAGAUUGAAGACUGCAUCAACUGCAAGAGAUAUUGAUUCAGAUAUUGAACUGCUGGGGCUUGAAAUUCAUCGACGUAGGCAGCAGCUAAUGAUGGACGAGAUAUCAAGUCUUUCCUCUCCUUCCAACUGGAAAAAUUCCGUGCCUAAUAGUCCAUCUUUUCCUGUUUCUUUGAAUGAUCAUGCUGGGGAAUUAAACAGGCUUUCAGGGGUGAAGCCUGCUAACCUUGAUGACAUCUUUGGAUCACUUGAUCCAUCAGUUUUGUCAAAAUUCCAUGGAAUGUCACUUGAUGUUACAGGAUCUCAGUUACAAUCUCCAACCGGAAUCCAGAUGCGUCAGAAUGUGAACCAGCAGCUAGGUGGCUAUUCUUCCAGCCUUUCCUCUUCAAAUAUGAGUGGUUCGCGGUCCUUUAGGGUUGAUCAUCCAUCCGGCGAAGCAGCCAAAGCGGCCUUGAAUCCAAGAGCUGCUGCCUUUACAAAGCGAAGCCAAAGCUUCAUUGAGCGCAGUGUGGUGAACCAUCAUUCCGAGCUUCCUUCUCCAAAGCCCUCUAACUUGUCUAACUGGGGCUCACCUGAUGGAAAACUGGAUUGGGCCAUAAAUGGAGAAGAGCUGAAUAAGCUGAGGAAAUCUGCUUCCUUUGGAUUUCGAAGCAGCAACAGUCCUCUAACCAAAGGGCCAGCAAAUGUUGAUGAUGAGCCAGAUGUGUCUUGGGUUAACUCACUUGUGAAGGAUGCUCCACAGGAAUCCGGUGAAUAUGGCAUUGAAGAUCAGCUAACGCAGCUGCCAUGCCACAAUGGAACAGAUGCAAUUCCUGCAUGGUUGGAGCAAUUGUACUUGGAGCACGAAAUGGUGGCCUGAUUGCAAUUUCGUGUCUGGGCGGUGGCUCUUCUUGGUUCUUGCAACUCAAAUGUUUAUUACUUUAUUUAUUUUAUGAUAUUUUUUGAAUUUUAUAGAAUUUAUUAGUUAGAUGACAAUUUGCAAAAGGAUGGUAAUUGGUAAAACAAUCUACAAGGCUAGGAUAUAUAGAAGUUGGGCAGGACGCAAGUUUUCUGCUGCAGUAACUAACUGUUACUGGUUUAAUUAAUUCCAUUUUUUUCCUGAUCUUUUAUGUUCUAUUGAGUUGUAAGGUGUAACUUUCCGUUGACAGAAUUACAACGAUGUAGUGGUGAUAUAGUAUUCAAUAUAAUGAGACUGGAUAUGUAAUAUUUUAUUAAUGCCAAUUCUCAAUUUGCAUGUCACA
This is a messenger RNA of Cajanus cajan (pigeon pea), 2645 nucleotides long. Its product is annotated as zinc finger CCCH domain-containing protein 66. Gene Ontology annotation, molecular function: protein binding; metal ion binding. The record is from RefSeq and is a predicted model, not a curated record. NCBI's taxonomy places the organism in Eukaryota, Viridiplantae, Streptophyta, Magnoliopsida, Fabales, Fabaceae.